Haliotis rubra (blacklip abalone) is the source of this 2168-nucleotide messenger RNA. Its product is annotated as something about silencing protein 10-like. Gene Ontology annotation, cellular component: nucleolus; small-subunit processome. The record is from RefSeq and is a predicted model, not a curated record. The coding region runs from base 71 to 1483 and encodes 470 amino acids. Lineage: Eukaryota; Metazoa; Mollusca; Gastropoda; Lepetellida; Haliotidae. The transcript has 17 exons. Gene Ontology annotation, biological process: maturation of SSU-rRNA from tricistronic rRNA transcript (SSU-rRNA, 5.8S rRNA, LSU-rRNA).
UAAUGUUAAAGGGAGACGACUCUCUUUGGUGUUUACUGCACGUGUGUUGUUUGAUCACAUCUGAACGGAUAUGGGAAAACGAGGCCAGGGUGGACGUAAAGGGGGCAGGCCUCUGAAUGUGUAUACCUCAGAUGAUGACCCAGAUCCUGAAUCCCAGGACUACUACCAUGAUGACAUUGAUGACUUCCAUGAAGGGAGAAACAAGGUGCUUCUUGAUCAGGGAUAUAAGGAAAGCCGCUUGGAGGACUCCGAUGAAGAGGUAUUUAUUGCACGAUCGAGGUCUCCGACAUACGACCAUACGUCAGAGGAAGACGAUGGUCUGCCAGACAGCAAGACGUGGGGAGCGAAGCGGAACAGGUUCUACCAUGCUGACAUUAUUGAUAACAAGUUUGAUUUUUCGGGGUCGGACGAGGAGACAGGAAAUGCUGCUAUGGAAGAGAAGGAGGCUCUGGCUCUUCAGAGGAAGAUGGCGGAGGAGAUGUGUGACCAGGACUUUGGACUCGACGCCUUCACAGUCAAGCCAGCAAAGAAGAAGGAAGUGAAAGAGGAGGGCAAGGUUGUGAAAGAUUUGUCCAAACUCUCUAGAAGGGAAAAGUUGGAGCUCCUGAAGAAAGAAUCUCCAGAACUGUUGACACUCAUUGAGGACUACAUCUGCAAGAUGACAGAAGUCAAGGACAUUUUCCAACCAUUGCUGACCCUUGUCAAUGAAGGCAAAGUUCAUGGCAGUGCUGCUAAUUACGUCAGGACAAGAUUUCACCUCAAUAUGAAUUACUGUAUCAAUGUGAGCUUCUACCUCAUGCUGAAGGCAAAGCACAUCGCAGCCGAGAACCACCCCGUCGUCAAGAGACUGGUGCAGUACAGAAACCUGAUGAAACAGUUAGAGCCUCUGGACUCCAAGCUCAAGCCUGAGAUUGACGAUAUUCUGGACCGACUGAAGAAUGGGGAAGACGUGGACCUCACACCUCCCCCUGAACAAACAGCAGGGGUCAUUAAGAAGGCUGAGAAACUCAAGAGGAAACUGAAGGAGAAGACAAAAGGCAAGGACCUAGAACCACCAGCGAAGGUGAAGAAACAGACUGGCAGGUUUGAGACCAAGGCCGAGAAGGAUGCAUUGGAGUACUACAGUAUGAUGAAGAAAGGUCGCAACAUGUAUGAUGAUGAUGAUGAUGAUGAUGACGACGACGAUGAUGAUGACAAAGAUGCUGAGAUGGAGGAAGGUGGCAUGGAGCAAGCAGAGCAUGACAAUGAGGAGGAGGAAGAGGGGAAGAGAGCAAUAACAUACCAGAUUGCCAAGAACAAAGGCAUGACCCCCAAGAGGAAGAAAGAACAGAGGAACCCGAGGGUCAAACACAGAAAGAAGUUUGAGAAGGCCAAGGUUCGCAGGAAGGGACAGGUACGCGAGCCAAGGACGGAGAUGACUAGGUAUGCUGGAGAAAUGACAGGUAUUCGUGCUGGUAUUAAACGAGGAAUCAAGCUCAGGUGAUCGGACUCAUCCCAAACAAGUGCUUGCUUACCAGGCAGAUAAGCAUUGGUUCAGCCUGCCGAGCGACGUGUCACUGAGUUUGAUUGUGAAGACAGCUUAGUCGACCAUGUCUAACUAUAUACCGACUCUCAGUUGGGAAACCAAAUAUUAUGAGACUGAAGGAAACCAGCUGUAUUUCUGAAGAAAGCUCAGAUGACCUUGUCUUAUGAGAUCCCAUUGUUGGAAGUCAUUGCAUCAUAAAGGCAGCAUAAACAAGGAAAUAUUCUACAUGUUCAAUACAGCUAGAUUUGAGACAUUGCUGUUGCUGGAAAACCAAGUUCUAUGGAUAAUCAACUUCUUUAUUGCAAUCGGUGUGACGAUUCGGUGUAGGUACUAACACCGUUACCAAGCAAGUGAUAUGUGUUAAUCAAGCAAGCUUGAUAACGGUGUUAGUACCUACACCAAAUCGUCACACCGAUUGCAAUAAAGAAGUUGACUAUCUGUAGAACUUGGUUUUCCUUCAUCUAUCCAACUUCUAAAAUGCUUCUGUACUUGGUGUUAAAAUGCCUCAAAGAAGUAAUUGCUGUUGCUGCUGUACUGAUGUUCCCACAAUAGUGGUACACCAUAAUCUGUUAGUGGUACACCAUAAUCUGUUAGUGGUACACCAUAAUCUGUUGGUGGUACACCAUAAUCUGUUGGUGGUACA